This is a messenger RNA of Plenodomus lingam JN3, 483 nucleotides long. The record is from RefSeq and is a predicted model, not a curated record. Lineage: Eukaryota; Fungi; Ascomycota; Dothideomycetes; Pleosporales; Leptosphaeriaceae.
AUGUCUCUGGCACCUGCAUCCGCCUCAACCUCCUCUUUCCCCUCUCCCAACCCCAACCGUACACAUUCCUUCCCAUGCCGAUUCCUCCUCGACAACUCCACCUCGUCCAUCCUCACACUCCCCUCAGGCCGAAAACUAAGCUAUGCACAGUACGGCGAUCCAAACGGAAAGCCUGUUUUCUUCUUCCAUGGUCUACCCGGUUCCCGUCUCGAAGGCACAUACUUCGACGACCUAGGCAAAGAGCUAGGAGCCAGGAUCAUCUCACCCGACCGUCCAGGAUGUGGACAGAGUACGCCGCAGCCGGGCAGAGGGUUACUGGACUGGCCCAAGGAUGUGGAGGCACUGGCUGAACAUUUAAAGUUGGCUGAAUACUCAAUCAUGGUAUGUUUGCUACCACACAUACACUUCCGACCUCUUCCCUUGUUCGUCAUCCUCAUAUUGUUCGUCAUCCUCUUAUUGUUUUUGGUAAAGCAUGAUGCUUGA